GACUUUCUUUAUUGCUUUCAGACACUGAUAAAACAGAAUGCAGAAAAAGAACUUCACGAAAGUGAAAGAAUUCAUCUUGGGAUUCUCUAGCUUUGGAAAGCAUCAGAUAACCCCCUUUGUGGUUUUUCUAACCAUCUACAUUUUAACUCUGGCUGGUAACAUCAUCAUUGUGACCAUCAUCCACAUUGACCAUCAUCUCUGCACACCCAUGUAUUUCUUCCUGAGCAUGCUGGCUAGUUCAGAGACAGUGUACACACUGGUUAUUGUCCCACGGAUGCUUUCUAGUCUCAUUUUUCACAAUCAGCCCAUCUCUUUGGCAGACUGUGCAACCCAGAUGUUCUUUGUUGUCAUCUUGGCCACCAACAAUUGCUUCCUGCUGACAGCAAUGGGCUAUGACCGCUACAUGGCCAUCUGCAAGCCCCUGAGGUACACGGUCAUCAUGAGCAAAGGAAUGUGUGCGCAGUUGGUGUGUGGGUCCUUUGGCACUGGUCUGGUUAUGGCAGUUCUCCAUGUGACAGCCAUGUUCAAUUUGCCAUUCUGUGGCACAGUGGUGGACCACUUCUUCUGUGACAUUUACCCAGUCAUGAAACUUUCUUGCACUGAUACCACUAUCAAUGAGAUAAUCAAUUAUGGUGUAAGUUCAUUUGUGAUUUUUGUGCCCAUAGGCCUGAUAUUCAUCUUCUAUGUCCUCAUCAUCUCCUCCAUCCUUACAAUUGCCUCAGCUGAGGACUGGAAGAAGACCUUUGCCACCUGUGCCUCCCACCUCACUGUGGUCAUUGUCCACUAUGGCUGUGCCUCCAUUACCUACCUCAAGCCCAAGUCAGAAAGUUCAAUAGAAAAAGACCUUCUUCUCUCUGUGACCUAUACCAUCAUCACUCCCCUUUUGAACCCUGUUGUUUAUAGUCUGAGGAACAAGGAAGUCAAAGAUGGCCUGCACCGAGUUGUGAGCAGAAACAUUUCUUAACAGAUUGAAUCAUUUUGUCAGGAGACCUUUAGCCCAGAGUAAUAUGUGUCUAUUCACAAACAUGCCACAA
Propithecus coquereli (Coquerel's sifaka) is the source of this 1034-nucleotide messenger RNA. RefSeq names its product olfactory receptor 10J5. Bases 38 to 964 code for a protein of 308 amino acids. Gene Ontology annotation, cellular component: membrane. Gene Ontology annotation, biological process: G protein-coupled receptor signaling pathway. The record is from RefSeq and is a predicted model, not a curated record. Lineage: Eukaryota; Metazoa; Chordata; Mammalia; Primates; Indriidae. The transcript has a single exon. Gene Ontology annotation, molecular function: G protein-coupled receptor activity; olfactory receptor activity.